GCCCAAUUUCAGCUCGCAAUCCUCCCGCUCCUGUCCGGAAGCUCUGCAGCUUUGCACAACACAGACAGGAGCCUCAGUAGCGGGUGGAAGAACCAUACGCAGCCAUGACAGCCUGGCACCCCCUCCUGAUUCUGGUCACCAGCCUGGUCACGUGUUGGUUGGUGAAAAGACUCAUCCUUCACAUUAUGAGUCUGUGUAUCUGGGCACAACAUGCCAUGGCACAGAGCGCAUCCAGAGAGGUCAGACAAGUUGGGGACGCCGUACUUUUGCACCCUGCCAGGACAAGAGGAGAUAUGACAGAUGCUCGAUGGAUAAAAGCAAACAAGAAGAUUUCUAACUCUAGCGAAUGUGUGAUUUUUGAAAACGGAUCACUGCUAAUAGAAACAGCCAAUAAAAGUCACACAGGAAAUUAUACAGUGGAAUUGUUUAACUGUUCUGGCCGUAGGAUUUCGAAAACCGACAUUGAGCUCAUCAUAAUAGACGCCGUUUCCCAGCCAGAGAUCCGCUCUUCCUGCACGUUAGACGGACAUACCCUUCUGGCCUGCAGGACCACUGUCCGAAGGUGCAGAGGUCGCAUUCCUGCGUGCAUCGCGUGUGGGCUGUUCUUCAGUGUUCUGGUAUGUUCCAUGGCCUGGCUGAAGUUAUACAGAUCGCCAACAAGGCACAGUGUAGACACAGAGAACAUCUACCUUACCAUGCAUGGGUUCCAAGAGAGGAGACCUGAAAAUCGAGAAGUGGAGGUGGACAACAGCAUUUACGUUACCCGUGAAUCUCUACAAGACACAAGCAAAGUGACACAGAAAACAGAGACAACUUCUCCCUGAAGUUAUUGAGUGUAAAAAGAGAAACAAAAGGGUUCAAAUGAGCUGCAUAUCUGCUUAUUAUCCAUGGUAACACUGCGCUAAACUCUAAACUUAAAAGGGAUGUUAUUCUGCAAUUUCUGCAAUAUAAAAAAGUUAUAUAUUUGGAGCCCAC
Molecule: messenger RNA, 975 nt
Organism: Conger conger (European conger)
Lineage: Eukaryota; Metazoa; Chordata; Actinopteri; Anguilliformes; Congridae
Exons: 8
Coding region: 105-824 (239 amino acids)
Source: RefSeq, a predicted model, not a curated record